Penaeus indicus is the source of this 486-nucleotide messenger RNA. RefSeq lists its product as uncharacterized. The coding region runs from base 39 to 476 and encodes 145 amino acids. The transcript is spliced from 4 exons. The record is from RefSeq and is a predicted model, not a curated record. NCBI's taxonomy places the organism in Eukaryota, Metazoa, Arthropoda, Malacostraca, Decapoda, Penaeidae.
GAAUCGGGUUGUGUCGACACGUGUGCGGAUGGCUCGCGAUGAAGCCAGCUGUCAGUUUCUGCUUUUCCUUCCUAAUUUAUUUACUAACGUGCUCGGCCAAUGGUGCUGAGGAGAGUCUCUGCACGAAAGAGUCGUUAUGUGCAAGAGGCCUCAGAAUUCCGAUCGACAAGGAGCCCCUUCCGGUGGCCGUGUGGGCAGCGAACGGCAACGGAUUGACGGUCUUCGGCCCAGGAGUUUCGGGCCGUGAACUGACGAGCUCAGAGGGGAAGUGGCUCAACUUCACUGCAACUCAGCGUGGUUCUGAGUACUGCGUUUCCUCCGAGGCAUUUCCGGAGGGGGAGUUUUGUGAUAAGGAUCAUGACCGGCUGGUUCUCUGGAGUCACCAUGAGACCAAGUGGAAUCUAAAACCUGCUAGCAUGGCUUCUGGUAGACGUACUGUACUGUUUUUUCGAAUUUGGAAAAUUUGCUUUGGUUGAAGCAAAAAAA